This is a messenger RNA of Cylicocyclus nassatus, 1128 nucleotides long. The record is from the annotation of a GenBank genome assembly. NCBI's taxonomy places the organism in Eukaryota, Metazoa, Nematoda, Chromadorea, Rhabditida, Strongylidae.
AUGUGUGAUGCGACGUCGGAGGAUCGACUGAUCCUCGAGCGUUACCUGCUAAACGGUGUGUUCGGCAGUGCAUUUGCCUUAUUUGGCUUGAUAGCAAAUGGUCUUUUGGCCACUCUCUUCCUGACCAGAUCCAAUUACAGGCACUCGCCAUUUUUCUUCCUCGGGUUCGUCGCACUUUUCGACACGCUAUUUGAUGCGACAUUUAUACUUCUGCUGUCGAUCCCAGUAAAUGCUGAAUACUUCGACAACUACGUCUUAUUUCUCCUAUGGCUAAACUAUAUGCCAAUUCUCUAUCUGUUUUCACAGAUUUUCAAAAUUGCUUCAGUAUUCUGCCUCAUCAUGGCUAGCAUAGAAAGGUAUUUCAUGACAAAGCAUUGGACCUUCACGGGAUUUGAGCGAAAAACACGAUGGCUAUCGCUAUUGUUUGUUGUUGGAAUGGCGAUUAUUAUCAAAAACAUUACUGCGGACGUUUCCAUUGUUGAAAGAGAAGAAUGUAUUGGUUACAAGCGAUUCAAAAUCACUACACGACAAAGCAACGCAUACCAUAUCGACCUUUUCAAUACUGCAGCUAUAUUCGUGCCAUUUUUCACCUUGAUAUUCCUAAAUGGAGGCAUUGUUAUGAUGCUGAGGAAGCAAAAUGUGCAGCAACUUCGAUCUUUGAUAACCGAGCUCACCAUGGGAACCGAUGUCAUGAAAAUCCGUAGGAGAAACCUGCGAGCAGCAACCAACACCCUCAUUGUGAUCAUCUCCGCCUACCUCAUCUCCAAUCUUCUGAAUGUCUUCCUCACUAUAACGGAAUAUCUUGAUGAAGAGUUUUUGCAUGUCCAACAUCCGAGGUUUUUCCAAUUAGCCGCUGACUUCGCCUCGGUGUUGGCAGUGGUUGGGAAUGAUAUACGAUGUCCGGCGCAUUUUUUGUCAAAUUCGGAAAUUCGACAGCAGUUUGCUUUGAUGUUCUUUGGCGAGGGAGAAGACAAGAAAGUCACCAAUGCACCGCGAAAGUCUAGUGAGCGCCUUGAAAAUCCGUGGAUCUCAUUACUGCUCACCGUACAUGACAAGGACCAACCGAACUCUCCACUCCUUGCAGGACGAACCUAUUCAAAACGCCAUAGUACCAUUGCCAUAUGUUGA